AUGGCCCAGUUCAUGCUCGGCCACUCCCACGGCGGAGAGGCGCCGCGGCGUCCGCCACCGCUCUGCGUUCCUCCUGAGCGCGCGUCGGCCGCUCCCGGCUCGACGGCGAGUGGCGGCAGCCUGACCUAUGUCACGCCGGACGAGUAUAUCCGGCGACAUGUGCACCCGAGGCCGGCGCGGGCUCGCAGCAGCCACCGGCGUCGAUCCAGGGAGGUCUCCUUCUCCAGCGAGUCGCCCGAGCUCUACUUCCAGUCGGGCCGGAAGUACACGCACCGCUCCUACGGAGGCCUCUGUCUCAGCAUGUCCAUAGUCGCCGUCAUCGUGGCCGUCAUAGGCAUCGUGUCCGUCGCCGCCUACCUCGGAGUCGCGACCAAGGAGGAUAAACAAGCUUUACAAUACGAGAUGCAGUACGCGGGACAGUUCCGCGUUCUGCACGGAGACGUUUACCACCCGGAGCUGGAAGACGCGCGGUCGGACGACUUCAGACACAAGGCCGCUCGCUACCAGAGAAUGCUGGAGACGCUGUACGGAGCCAGCUCCGUCUCCGAGGCGUUUCGCCAUGUGGACGUGCACUCGUUCGACGGUCGACCGCUGACGGUCUUCUUUCGUAUUCAUCUCGACAGAAGGAAAAUACCCAGGUCUGUCGUGGACACGGAGGAGGCGCUGAGGGACGUCCUGACCCAGGAGGUGAUGGCCCUCCAGCCGAAGGCAUUCCGAGCGCUCCAACUCGACAUCAACAGUAUUCACAUCUCACGGGAGAAGAAUCUUCCAGGAUUGUCACCUGUGCUGACCUCGGACGUGAGCUCGACAUCGGGCCAGCCUUCAAGAGACUCGGCUGAGUCGUCCGCUGCCAGCCCCGGUCACCGAGCACCAGGCGGCGUCGCGACCAGCGGAUCGGGUUCGGACGUUCACCAACUGCAGGACUGGGUCCGACCGCCGCGCGUCGGCUCUGUGAUGCUGCAAGGACAGGGACCUACCGGAGUCCUGGCGGAGACGGAGUCGGGAGCGGAGCCGUCCCCCGCACUGCACGGCAGACCCAUCACCGAGUAUCAGCCCUCAGAGUACGGUGACUUCCCUCCGGCUCUGGUCGGCCGUCGGUCCGACCUAGCGACGGCUGCCUCGGUGGAGUCGCACCUCUGGGGCACCGGCGGCGUCUCGCAGCUCCCGGCGCGCCCACCCCGACCCCGACCUCCCCACGGUGACUCGGCAGGGGCCGGCGUCGUGCCGUCAGCUGGUGGUGACCGGGCGCGGCCGGCGGCCGGUGCCGGGUCGCGCCCGGCGCCGCCCGAGAUCGUACCGUUCGUGGACAGGCCGUCAGUGCAGUUGCCGGAGUACGAUCGUACCCCGUGGAGGCCGGUGUUGCCGUCUGGAGAUGAAUCGUCCCCGGGGCAGCGGGUGGCGGCUGUGGGCCCGUCUCUACCGCUGGCUCCCGGGCUGGGUGAGACUCAAGGCGGCGAGAGCAGUCCUCCGUCUCAGACAGGACAGGGCAGUGUCUGGGAUGAAGAGGCUGAAACUUACCCGGAGGAGCAUCGACGCGGCCCAGACCAGUUUCCAGUGAAACACGAUUUUUCAGCACCAGCUAGUCCGAUGGAUCCUGUCCAACCCAGACCAGAUGCAAUUGAGUCAAACCCUGAGACGGAUCUACCUGCUCCGUACUGGCCCAAAUUUUCCUCCGCGAGUUACCGUCCCCCUCCGCGACCAUCGCGACCUCCGGCCAUCCCUUCUGUGGCCUCCUUCCUCCCAAGCCCCGACAAACUGGGAGCAGGACUCCUGCAGAUGCUCUCAGAGUUCGUACUGGCGAGGACGAAACCCACAGUGCUGUCCAGGACCGAACCAAAUGAGCAGCUGGUGACUGGGCAGUCGCAGGCUGUGACUGAACAGUCUCAGCCAGUGACUGAGCAACCAGAGCCGGAGACGGAACUACCGGAUCCGGAGACGGAGCAGCUGGAGCCGGAGCAGCUGGAGCCGGAGCCGGAGCGGCAGGGGCCAUCAGACACCAGCGACCAGAUGGAUACAGAAGAACCAGCGACGUUGCCGCCGCUUACUGUCGUGCUGAAGCCUGCUCCCGCCAAAAGUAAGAAGACUUCUGCUGAUAAGACAUCGGCUGGCACUCUGUCUGGUGCGAGCGUGAAAACAGUGGCUGAACAGUCAUCAACCACACAACUAACAGAAAAAGAUGGCUCAUCAGCAGUGCCAGAUAUCAUUAUUACGUUUAGCGCCGUCAAUGGUACACCUUCUCAUAUCAAGAGGCUUUCUGAACAACCUGCCGCAUAUCUUCCAGACAAACUGGUGCGCAAGACUCUAACCAUUGUCUCCAAAAAUGACACAGAAGACAAUCCAUACGUAACUCAUCCUUCAGGGAUCAUCAGCAAGUCUCCGUUUGGUUCCUCUGAUCUGCUGGAUCCAAUGUCGCCAACAACAGCUUCGCCAAUAGAAAAGGAACACCAUGCCGACUUUCAUGAGGUCAGCUCAAUCGUGUCACCGCCCAGUGACCCCUUCGGUCAGGCUGGUUUGACCGAGGACGGAGACUUCGUCACCACACCUGACGUAGUGUCGUUCCAAACAGUGCCACCACACCUCCACUUCCACACCGGUCCGGGAGGCGUUCCAGCGGCCUGGCCGACUCCACCAGGCACGGCGGAGGGAGCUGUACCGGCCCCGGUGGGCCCGUCACCUCUGGGCACCACCUGGCCAGCAGAGGCAGAGGGAGACUCUGCCGCCGUAACCGUCUCACCUGAACAGGCCUGGGAGCGCGACGGGCACGUGACCAGGCCCUUCUUCCGCCCGGUGACCUCAUACUCAGGGGUGUAUCCGCCGAGCCGGCCGAAACCACCGUCCCUUCCGCAUCCAGAGUACCCUGCUGUAGGCGAUGAGUCCAACCCUCCGUCCUCAUACUAUGAUACCAAUGAGGAAGGCGAGGAAGACUACUUCUACUACGACACUGAGAUCUUCACCGGCAACGAUCCCGUACACAGCAUUUUCGACAUGUUCUCCACCAGGAAGCCAUUGGUGCUGGAUACAGACAUCGUGACCUCGACUAGCGUCAGAGAACGGUCGCUGGCGGAGGGACGGGCGGCGUCAGGUCUGUCGGAGGGUGCCGCCCAGAGGAGGGGGCCAGGACGGAGGAAAUACAGCGGCAGAGUGCGGAAAGACGGCAAGGAAAGCACGCUGAAAAAGGGAGAUGGUGAGAGUGUUCCAGUGUUGAACGGCGAGGCUGUGAAUGAAGUAAAUGUGACCAGUGCAAAUCUGAGACAUAAGCGGAGUUUGGCGUGGCUGCGGCUCAACUACCCUCGCGAGGACCGGCCUGAUAUCUCGGAGCCCUCGUCGCAGCCGCGGUCUCGGCUUUACGCCAUUCGGAGAUUACCAAGUCCAACCCAGACACCUGUCUCUUCACAGAGACCUCACCACCCUGCUGAGCCCGCUGACGCCGACCUCAGCUCCGCCUCCGGUCCCGUAGCGGCGCGGCGCGUCCGACGUCCCUUACACAGCUCCCAGUCGGUGGCCAGUCUGGCGGCUCGUCUGAGGCUGGCUGCUUCACCCACCGAACGCCCUCGGCGCGGUUCCCGACACCGCCUACCACCCAGAAGAGAGAAACUCGCCGAUAAACUGAUGCGAUUCCGUGGAGUGCGUUCACGGGGGAUCUUUGCGACUACUGCUCGGCCUGAGCGGCGCUGGAGACUGGAAGGCACCACGCGUCUUCCCAACAGCGCUCCGAUUCAAGUGAUUAAGUACGACGAGGGAGCGACGGUGGACGAUAUUCUUGAUAGGAUUUUCGAGACGAGGCGCGAGUUUGAGAGCUCGAAGGAGAAUGAGGUAGGCUCGUCGGACGAGGCGGCGAAGGCUGUGACGGAGAGUAGUUCCAGUGAGCUGUGGAAGAACCCUGAGGCGGACAGGACUGAGUGGCAGGGCUCCGAGAAGAUGGAACUCUGGUCACCCGUAAAGGAGAACGUCCAGUGGACCGGCGAGGAGCACAGUGCUAUCGACCAGGUUAAUCGGAUGGGCUUGUUGGAGGAGACAGACUUAAAAGCACCAUCCGAAAUGACAGUAGGUCAUCACUCUGAGGAUAAAACCGGAGACAGCGGCAGCAAAGGCGAUAGGCCAGCACACUCGGAACCAACAGUCCGUCCGCCAGUCCGUCUCAUCACCCGUCCUUCGCGUCCCUCACGUCCAACCGCUCGCCCGGGACGCCCCUCCUCCCGCCCGACCUACCGUCCGACUCAUCCCUCCACCACGGCACCCACCACCGUCCGUCCCACGCAGAAGUGGCGACCGGUCCGGUUCCGCCUUCCAACCGACUCGGACUGGCCCAGGGUGACCGAGCCUCCCCGACUGGCGGACAAGCUUAGUCGUUUGACUACCACCCCGGAGCCACCGCUGGAGGUAGUGGGUGUAUCUGCCCGGCCGGCCCCGGCGGCGGCCAGCACACAGCUGGUGGUGGAGACGGAUAACGAGGUGGGCACUGCGGCGCACCCCUCUGCCGUGGUGCCGACUCGGCCGACACUGGCGUCCCUGCUCAGCAACUACACCUACCCCGAGGAGGAGCUGACGCCGCCGGGUGCCGGCUGUCCCGGGGACCAGUUCCGCUGUGUCUCCGGCGAGUGCAUCCCGCGCCUGUCCCGCUGUGACCUGCUGCGGGACUGCGCCGAUGGCAGUGACGAGAUGGUCUGUACGUGCGCAGACCGGCUCAACGCCCAGUUCCUCGAGAGGAAAAUCUGUGACGGCAUCAUCGACUGCCACGAUAGUACAGAUGAGCAGUUCUGCGACUGGUGUCAGCCCGGCCAGUUCAUCUGCCCGGGCGCCAAGCGCUGUGUACCGGCCGAGGCAGUCUGUGACGGCGAGUACGACUGUCCGGACGGCGCCGACGAACACCAGUGUGUCACACUGGCCACGAGCAGGGCGACGGCCGACCAGCGCCGCUACCAGUCCGCCGGAUACCUGAUGGUCCGCCGCCGCGGCCAGUGGGGACCGCUCUGUGUCGACGAUUUCGACGCGCUCGUGCGCCGUACCGGCACGGACUGGAGUGUCCAGGAGCUGGGAAAGGCCGUCUGCAACGCUCUCACCUACAAUGAGACCACGGGCGUGUUCCGUACGGACUCGGCUCCAUCCGCACGGAGACGGUCCCGCCGGCAGCGGAAGCGACGGGACGAUCCGUUCUACCGACUGGUGCUCUCAGAGGAUGCGCCGCGCAACACAUCAGACAGUACGAGCCUGGUGUUUGAGGAGGCCACUUGCCCCCGUCAGACGGCAGUGCAUAUAAGCUGUGACAGUCUCAAGUGCGGCCUGAGACCGCGCGUCAAACAGCGACGGGCACGGAUUGUGGGCGGCACCAACUCCAGUCCAGGCGCCUGGCCGUGGCAGGCGGCAAUGUAUAGGGACGGGGAGUACCAGUGUGGCGCCACACUCAUCUCAGACCGGUGGCUGCUCUCCGCCGGUCACUGCUAUCUCAGGUCGGCCACCAACCACUGGGUGGCCCGUCUGGGCGCGUACCGGCGCGGCAGCACCCUACUAUCGCCGUUCGAAUCGCUCCACCAGGUGUCCCACAUCAUCGUCCACCCGGACUACGAGGAUGUUGGAUAUGUCAACGAUAUCGCGCUGCUCCGGCUGGCCGACUCAGUCAGUAUGAGCGACUUUGUGCGCCCCGUGUGCCUGCCGCCGCGCCGCGCCGAGGUCACUGAGGGCGCCAUCUGCUCAGUGAUCGGCUGGGGUCAGCUGUUCGAGUCGGGCAGGAUAUUCCCUGACACUCUCCAAGAGGUGGAACUGCCCCUCAUCACCUCGCAGCAGUGCAAGAAGCGCACCUCCCGCCUACCGCUGUACAAAAUCACCGACGAUAUGUUCUGCGCGGGGUACGACCGCGGCGGCCGCGACGCCUGUCUGGGCGACAGCGGCGGACCGCUCAUGUGUCAGGAGCCGUCCGGCGAGUGGACGCUGACCGGUAUCACCAGUAACGGGUACGGCUGCGCGCGCGCCCUCCGGCCCGGCGUCUACACUAAGGUGGCUAACUAUGUUGACUGGAUCGAGCGGAUCACCACGGGACCGCUGCCGCGCGCCCGGCGCACCCGCUGCCGGGGUCACAGGUGUCCGCUGGGCCGCUGUCUGAAGCGGGACAGCGUCUGUGACGGCGUGGUGGACUGCGCUGACGGCAGCGACGAGAGACAGUGCUCCUCCGCCGCGUAACGCCCGCCCGGCCGGCGCGGGCAUAACGAACUGUGACGCACCGGCAGCAAAUACCGUGAUAGUGAGACAAUGUUGUUUUGUUCCUGUGCGUUAUCCUUGUAACCCGUGCCUUGGCGGCCGGCGUAUCGGUCGCCCGGCGCUGGCGACUGAAACUUGUAGCGGCGUGUGACGAAUGAUGGCAAGCGUUCUGUGAUUAAUGCGAGUCUUGCCACGUGCGCCAUGACUUGUGUGGCCGAGAUGGCGCCUGCCUCGCGCCGUGUGUGUAUGUGUGUGUGGGAGCGAGUGGACGCACGCGACUAUCAGCGACUAGGGACUGCAUCUGAGACGAUCUCGCCCGCGGUGCGGCGUCGCUGCUGGCUGGAGCGGCGGCGCCGCUGUUGUUAUACUCAGAUAUGCAUUGUUAUUUAUGUGGAAGGGCAUCCCGGAUAUGUGUGAUAUGGAAUGCCGCCGCGGUGGAGACAUGAGCGAAUAUAUGAGCUGGAGGAUUG
Amphibalanus amphitrite is the source of this 6662-nucleotide messenger RNA. RefSeq lists its product as uncharacterized. Gene Ontology annotation, molecular function: serine-type endopeptidase activity; protein binding. The coding region runs from base 1 to 6174 and encodes 2057 amino acids. The record is from RefSeq and is a predicted model, not a curated record. Gene Ontology annotation, cellular component: membrane. The transcript has 18 exons. Gene Ontology annotation, biological process: proteolysis; acrosome reaction. NCBI's taxonomy places the organism in Eukaryota, Metazoa, Arthropoda, Thecostraca, Balanomorpha, Balanidae.